This is a messenger RNA of Prorocentrum cordatum, 1038 nucleotides long. The record is from the annotation of a GenBank genome assembly. NCBI's taxonomy places the organism in Eukaryota, Dinophyceae, Prorocentrales, Prorocentraceae.
AUGAACCCUGCCUUCCUCGCCAAGUUGACCAUUGAGGUCACGUUCACCAACAGGUUCGUGGAGUGUCUGUACUGGGGCAUGGUUGUCGACUGGGCGCCUGUGGACAACAGCACCCAGGGCGCGGCUGUGGGCGCGUGUGGCCUCAGGCUUGCAGCGCGCAGCGUUGGUGUACAAGGUGUGCACGGCCUCCACGCUGAGUUCCUUGCCGCAGCUGGAACCCUUGCCGACUCGUUAGGGCCGCGCGCAUGGAAGCAUGGGCUUAAGGAGGACUCCGCAGUCCUUCGCACGGUGUGGACAGGCUGGUGCAUAGCUUGCCGUUUCGGCGCUUCUUCGUUUUGUUUCUUCUGCGGCCUGGAUAACGGGAGCUCCGUGGAACACGCGUGCGUUUGCCCGACGUUUGCGCGCACGGGUGCGGCAUUUUUGCGGUUUGCGUACUGCCGAGAGAAGAGCAAAUUCGCGUCUUCCUUGCUGUUUUACAGGCCGUCCGAGCUGACCGAUGAACGGCUUCUGCUGGGCGCCCUCCACAUGGCGGCGGCGUACCGUAUCCACUGCCACCUCCGACGCCAUUCAUCGGCGUUGCGGGGCGAAGACGCGGUGCGGCGGGCAUUGGAACAAGUUGCAAAAGAGUUGGUGCAAGGACUCAGCGCGGCCAUGUCGAUGAUGGAUGAUGGAUGCUCGCUGGUGCUCUGGACGGGCGACCGCGGGCACUUCAGAGCAGUGAGGUGGAGCUGCGUGGCCGCGACGACAGGCGGCUGGAUGGCCCGUCCGUCCUUCGGCACGGCCCGCGAUGUCGCGCGACCCCCCGGCGUGGUGAUGACCGGGCAGCAGGAGCAGUGGGCGCUCAAGGGCUGCCCCGGGAGGUUCUGGGAGGACAAGCCCAAUGCCGGCUUCUCCGGCACGCCGUUGUGGAGGCUACAUGCUGAGCGGGAUGCGCUGCAGCAAGAGGCGGCCAAGAGCAGCAGCAGCGCGUCCGCGAUGCCCGACGGCUUGACCAAGUGCGCCGGGGAGGUGGGCUGGCACUGGAGCGAGAAGCGCCAG